Messenger RNA from Salvia splendens (bonfire salvia), 536 nucleotides. RefSeq names its product protein YABBY 3-like. Lineage: Eukaryota; Viridiplantae; Streptophyta; Magnoliopsida; Lamiales; Lamiaceae. The transcript has 6 exons. The coding region runs from base 1 to 492 and encodes 163 amino acids. Gene Ontology annotation, biological process: cell fate commitment; multicellular organism development; plant ovule development. The record is from RefSeq and is a predicted model, not a curated record. Gene Ontology annotation, cellular component: nucleus.
AUGUCAGCAUUAGAGAGCUUGCUGGAGCAAAUUUGCUAUGUGGAAUGCUGCAUUUGCAAUACCAUCCUACUUGUUAUCGUUCCUUACAACAGCUUAGCAAUGGUGGUGACAAUCAAUUGCGGCCACUGCGAUAACAUCUUCCCUCUCAACAUGCUACACCUCUUUCCAUCAUUCAACCAGCAACGUAAAAUGGUUGCGGACGAAGAAGAAGAUGAUGAUGAUGAAGACAGGGAUUAUGUAUGGUGCAACCAUGUUAUCCAGAAACCACCGGAAAAGAAGAAACGCGGUCCGACUGCAUACAACCGUUUCAUCAAGUAUGAAAUCAAGAGGCUCAAGGCUGAGCAUCCCAACAUCACUCACAAGGAAGCUUUUAGUGCUGCUGCCAAAAAUUGGGCACAUUGCCCACAAAGAGAGUAUAGAGAUGGACAAGUCAGUGCUUGUGAUGAAGGAGACACAAAUUACCAUGGUCAUGCAAUCCAUUGCCCAUCAUGAGGUGCAUUUUCUUGGCAAUGCUUUACAUGAAACAAAGGCAUUGA